This is a messenger RNA of Copidosoma floridanum, 2449 nucleotides long. It is a transcript of the gene Ns2, whose product is annotated as nucleostemin 2. Gene Ontology annotation, molecular function: GTP binding. NCBI's taxonomy places the organism in Eukaryota, Metazoa, Arthropoda, Insecta, Hymenoptera, Encyrtidae. Gene Ontology annotation, cellular component: nucleolus. The record is from RefSeq and is a predicted model, not a curated record.
CAGAGGCGCACGUGUCUAUAGUAGACAGACGACGACGGCUAAGGUGUUUUAUGUGUUGAGGUUAAAAGAUUGGCGAUAACAACAGCUCAAAAUGGCAAAAACACACUCGGCUGUGAAAGCCCCUCGGAAGCAGGGCUUCAAUCGCUCUGGCCACAGUAUGAAUCCAGAAAGAAAGUUGGAAGGUCUCAAGGGUGUCGCCAAACCCAGGACAAAGGGAACAAUCAAGAGAUUGCAGAUGUAUCGCAAUUCAAAGGCAAAGCGUAACAAAUCUGGAGAAAUUCUCACACCAGCACCUUUUCAAGGAUGGCACAAGUCGGGCACGAUGGCCAGGGUUGAACCCUCACCCAGAUGGUUCGGUAACUCAAGAGUGAUCUCGCAGAAUGCACUGCAGAAGUUCCAGAAGGAAUUGGGGGCUGUGAAAAAGGAUCCCUAUCAGGUUAUCAUGAAACCCUCUACGCUGCCUGUGACCCUGUUACAAGAGAAAGCUCAAAACGAAAGGGUGCACAUUUUGGAGAUAGAAAAUUAUGACAAAGUUUUUGGUCCAAAAAAGCAGAGGAAGCGACCCAACAUCACGGUAUCUUCGUACGAUGAGCUAACCCAAAAAGCAGAGGAACAUAUGGAAGUCUAUGACAAAGAAAAAGACACCAAGGACCACGACAUGAUUAGACCAGAUGAGGGAAUCAGAGAUGCGCAGAGAGACUGGGUCAUGGGUGCUGGUUUAAGUAAGAGAAUUUGGAAUGAACUGUACAAGGUCAUUGACUCCUCCGAUGUUGUACUGCAAGUCCUGGAUGCUAGAGAUCCAAUGGGCACUCGUUCACCUCCCGUGGAGAAGUACCUGAAGAAUGAGAAAGCUCACAAACACUUGAUAUUCGUGUUAAACAAAGUUGAUCUUGUACCGACGUGGGUAACACAGAGGUGGGUUGCAAUACUCAGUUCUGAGUACCCAACUGUUGCAUUCCACGCUUCCCUAACUCACCCGUUCGGUAAGGGCUCAUUGAUAAACCUGCUUCGUCAGUUUGCAAAGUUACACGAAAACAGCAAACAAAUCAGCGUUGGGUUGAUUGGAUAUCCAAAUACCGGCAAAAGUUCAAUCAUCAAUACACUAAGAUCCAAGAAAGUUUGCAAAGUAGCCCCAGUUGCGGGAGAAACAAAAGUCUGGCAGUACGUGACACUCAUGAGAAGAAUAUACCUGAUUGAUUGUCCUGGUGUAGUUUAUCCUUCAGCUGAGACAGAUACGGAAAAAGUACUCAAAGGUGUCGUCAGAAUAGAACGUAUUAAUGCUCCGGAAGAUUACAUAGAGCCGGUUCUUGGGAGAGUCAAGCCCGAGUAUAUCAGUAAAACUUACAAAAUUGAGCAGUGGAAUGACCAUGUUGACUUUUUGGAAAAAUUGGCAAAAAGAACGGGUAAACUGUUGAAAAAGGGAGAACCCGAUAUCAGUCAGGUUGCGCGAAUGGUACUGAACGAUUGGCAGCGCGGAAAAUUGCCCUUCUUCGUUGUACCUGCGGGAUACGAAGAGCCCCUUCCAAAAGCACCUUUGAACGAAUCCAAUGCUGCUGAUGAUUCUUCAGCCGCGAUAAAACCAAAUGGCCAAAUCGGUGAAGAGCCCCCAAAAAAACCAGAAGUGCCUGCAAUAGGUGUAGCACAAGAUUUCAGAAAAAUCCGAGUGGGAUUGCCUUACUCGAAAGAAGAUAUGAGAACCGAUGAAACACCGGAUGUGAGCAUCUGCGACACUGACAGCAGAGCUGCCAGCCGUUGCACAUCGAUCGCUCCAGACUCCGAGUUGUCCGAAGACGAAGACGAAGAUGAAAGCAAUGAAACUGCCCAGACGGAAAACAAUGAGUCCGUGGUAUCCGAAAAUGGUACUUCUGCGCUUGACGACAGCAAAAACGAGGAAUCCGUGGUAAAGGAUAGCGAGUCAGAGCAGAACAACGAUGUUUCCGACGCUGAAAUCAGUUUGCCACUCGAGAAAGACACACUAUUCCAGAGUGCCUACGAUGUGCCGGAAGAUGAGUCAAUGGACUCGAGCGACAGUGAAACCGAGGCUUCAAAGGCGAAGACUGCCAGUGGCGCGUUUACAGUGACGGACUUGAAGAAAGACGUCAAGUUAACUGCCAAGCGGAGAAGAGCCAUGGAACGAGCAGCCAAGAGGAAGAAGAUCGGUAGCAACUUCUACGAAGUGAGCAAUGUCAAAAAUCGAAAUAGAAAUCGCAAGAUUCCUAAAGUUAAGAGAAAAUAAAAGGUAUCGCACCAUAUUGCUGGCUUUUUUUUUUUUUUUCAAAUUUCAAUGAUUUGUUAUUUUUGUCCUCUUUACCAAUUUCAUUUCAACAUGUAUACUCACGCGCAGUUAAGUUCAACUGAAUUUUAUCACCUCAUGUUUCAAAGGUCUGCCAUGACUUUUCUAUUGUGAGAAACAUCCCCCUCAUCAGAAUUGCACGUUUAACACAAAGGA